This is a messenger RNA of Stylonychia lemnae, 516 nucleotides long. NCBI's taxonomy places the organism in Eukaryota, Ciliophora, Spirotrichea, Sporadotrichida, Oxytrichidae. The record is from the annotation of a GenBank genome assembly.
AUGAAAAGUUUUAUCACUUUAUCAGUUGUCAUUGCCUCCCUCUUCUAUCAAUCGAGUGGAGCACAAUUGAAGAUUAAAGCAAGAAAUCAAGUUAAGGUAUAAUCAAAAGAUUUCUUAAAGGCAGGUUAAUUUCUUGGACUUGAUCCACUUCCUUCAGACAGAUCUCAAGUAAGUGGAGGAAUCUCAGCUACAAAAACACUAGGUGACUAUGAUACUUUCUCAGUUUACUAAUCAUUGAAUGAGGUAGGAAACUUGUUUUGCGAUGCAAUUGACUGCGACAAUUAAGAAAGAGAUGGUUAUAAGGACCUUUUGAAAAUUCAAUAUAAUGCGCAUGUUGAACUUGGCACGGAGGCAGGUUAUAUGAGUAAUCUAGCACCAGUGAAAAAAUUCUAUUCAGAAAACUUAAUUACCAUGAUUGCCGCUUAACCAGCUGAUUCAAGGGCCGCAUAUAAAAAGACUUUUACUAAUUAGAUCAGAUCUACAAUAGAUAAUCUCAAGAAAAAUGGCAAAUUAUGA